Molecule: messenger RNA, 2036 nt
Organism: Nerophis ophidion (straightnose pipefish)
Lineage: Eukaryota; Metazoa; Chordata; Actinopteri; Syngnathiformes; Syngnathidae
Gene: zpr1
Product: ZPR1 zinc finger
Exons: 1
Coding region: 129-1475 (448 amino acids)
Cellular component (GO): nucleus; cytoplasm
Molecular function (GO): zinc ion binding
Source: RefSeq, a predicted model, not a curated record
CGUAGAAGAAGAAAACACGGAAAAGGCCGCGGUUACGUCAUAGGCAUGUGCGGACAUCGCAGCGUCUAGAAAGUUCUCCCAGCUCUCAGUCGGACGACGCAUUCAAACAACUCCACCAAAGCUAGAAAAUGUCGGCCAUCUCCCAGAAACAUGUGCGGGGGGAGAGCGUGUUUAAAGAGCUGAGCGCCGACGACGAGGGCUGGCUGCCCACGGAGAUCGAGAGUCUGUGCAUGAACUGCUACCAGAACGGCGUCACCCGCCUGCUGCUCACCAAGAUCCCCUUCUUCAAGGAGGUCAUUGUCAGCUCCUUCAGCUGCGACAACUGCAGCUGGUCCAACACGGAGAUCCAGUCCGCGGGGCGCAUCCAGGAGCAAGGCGUCUGCUACACGCUGCAAGUACGCAGCCAAGCAGACUUAGACCGGGAGGUGGUGAAAAUGGACAGCGCGACCACCAGGAUACCGCAGCUGGAUUUCGAGAUCCCUCCCUUCACGCAGAAAGGCUGCCUGUCCACCAUCGAGGGCCUUUUGGACCGGGCUGUAGCCGGACUGGAGCAGGACCAAGCGGCCAGACAGGCAGCCGACCCGGAAGUGGCCGGGAAAAUAGACGCCUUCAUCCAGAAACUGAAAAAGCUCAAAGACGUGCAGGAGGAGUUCACUUUGGUCAUUGAAGAUCCAUCAGGCAACAGUUUUGUGGAGAACCCCAAGGCCCCCCGGAAGGACGAGGCCCUCACCGUGUCCCGGUUCAGGCGGAGCAUCCAGCAGGAGAAACAGCUGGGUUUGAGGGCGGAUGACGACCCAGAGGACGAGGACGAGGACGAGGAGCCACGGGGCAACGACUUGGACACCAUGAGGAGUGAAGUUUUGGUGUUCAACACCAACUGUCCCGAGUGCAACGCCCCGGCCUCCACCAACAUGAAGCUGGUCCAGAUCCCUCACUUCAAGGAGGCCGUCAUCAUGGCCACCAACUGUGACAGCUGUGGGCAUCGGACCAACGAGGUCAAGUCGGGCGGUGCCACCGAGGAAAAGGGCACCAGGAUCUCCCUGCGCAUCAGCUCCGCUUCUGACAUGACCCGAGACCUGCUCAAGUCUGAGACCUGCAACGUCCUCAUCCCCGAGCUGGAAUUGGAGCUGGGCAUGGGGGCGGUGUGUGGGAAGUUCACCACCCUGGAGGGCCUGCUGACCGACAUCAGGGACCUCAUCGUCUCCAAAAACCCCUUUGUCUGCGGUGAUAGCGGUGAAUCCGAUCGCACGCAGAAGCUGAAGGAGUUUGGUGAGAAGAUCGACAAGAUCAUAGCCGGGGAGAUGAAGGUCCACAUCAUCCUGGAUGACCCGACCGGGAACAGCUACCUGGAGAACGUUUACGCCCCCGAGGCCGAUCCAGAGAUGACCACCGAGAAGUACACUCGCUCGUUUGAGCAAAACGAAGAGCUGGGGCUGAACGAUAUGAAAACAGAAGGCUACCAGGAAGUCAACUGAAAGCUCUCAAGAGGCCGAGGACCAUCUUUGUCUUCUCCUGGCAUGAAAUUUCUAAAUGAGUUCAGGAGUGAACACAUUCUCAAAAGACAAAGCUUUGCCUCUUAGCCAAUGUUGUUUUUAUCGUAUCAUGGGUUUUCUUGGUUAUGUUAUCAUCAUCAGUAUGUUUUAAGAAGAGAAAAAAGUUCUAAGUUGUUUAAUGGUGCAGUGGAAACUAAGUCUACAUGCCAUUGCAGAUAAUCCUGUACAAUACUUGGGAAUUUUGGUUGCAAUGCCUUGGUCUGUCACAAGAGGGUGCUCAGCCAUAGCUGGGAGUUCUCAUGGGUUUUAGAUUUCCUGUUUGUCAGUAUCCUUUCAAUGACAAACAGCAGUCAUAAUGGCAAGUGGGUUAUAUAUUUUAAAGAAAACAGAGCGACUGGUUUAAAUAUUAUUUUAUUUGGACAACACAGCCAUGUUGCCUUCAUAUUAUUUAGAGCCAUGUGGGAGUUAUGAGGCAAAAUAUGUUGAUGAAAUGUGUUGAUAUGGAAGUGCAAGAGCUAUUUGGAAAUAAAUAAUUAUGGAACA